This is a messenger RNA of Solanum tuberosum (potato), 969 nucleotides long. Its product is annotated as F-box/kelch-repeat protein At3g06240-like. The transcript has a single exon. Bases 1 to 969 code for a protein of 322 amino acids. NCBI's taxonomy places the organism in Eukaryota, Viridiplantae, Streptophyta, Magnoliopsida, Solanales, Solanaceae. The record is from RefSeq and is a predicted model, not a curated record.
AUGACAUCUGAAAAAACAAGAAUCGUUGGGUCAGCCAACGGUUUAGUAUGUCUGAAUCUGAAUAAUCAUAAUGGUAUCGCGAUUGUUAUAUGGAAUCCAGCUAUUAAAAAAUUCAAACCAGUUCCAAAAUCUCCAUAUGUCUCAACCCUAGGUAAACUCACUGUAACGGAUUUAGGGUUUGGUCAUAACCCUAGAAACAACGAUUACAUGAUCGUUAGACUUCUAAACGUUGCUACGUCUAGGAGGAAGUAUGAGGUUGAAAUUUACACGUUGAGUACGAAUUCUUGGAGAAAAAUAACGAGUGAUGGACGUGUUUUACUAGUUAUACGACCAUUCUGGAAGCCAAUGGCUCCCGGAAUGAUCGUAGUAAAAGGUGUAGCUUAUUGGGUUGGUGUUGAAGUUAGAAAUGAAGAAAUGUGUAGUGUUGUUGUUUCUUUAGAAAUGAAUAGUGAGGAAUUGAAGUUUAUUUUGCCACCAAUUGAACAUCAUGGUAUUGUGGUUGACCUAAGGGAAGCAAUAACCCUAAGACUUUUUAAUUUAAAUGAAACAUUGGCUUUGAUUUAUUCAACAAAUCUUGAAAAAGUUGAUAUAUGGAUGAAUAAUGGAUUUGAUUUAUGGGUGUUAGAUGAUAAAAUAAAGAGUUGGAGUAAAAGGUUUAAAGUUGAACCAAUUCAAGGGUUUUUAUUAGAAAGUGGAUUUUGGGAAAAUUCUAAGGCAAUGGUUGCACAAGAGAGGAAAGAAAUGUGUUAUGAUGAAAAUGGAGAUUAUGUUUAUACUAAAGGUGAGACUAAUUUAUAUUUGUAUGAUGUUAUUAAAGGUGAUUUUGAGAUUAUUGAAAAUCAUGAACUACGUGCACCAUUUCAAGGUUAUAGUUAUUUGGAGAGUUUAGUGGAUGUGAAUGGAGGAGUUGGUGUUACAAAGGAGGUUGAUUUGUCAAAUUUUUUGGAUUUUGAUCCUUUACUUUUUUGA